Solenopsis invicta (red fire ant) is the source of this 1816-nucleotide messenger RNA. RefSeq lists its product as uncharacterized. The coding region runs from base 85 to 1287 and encodes 400 amino acids. The transcript has 9 exons. Lineage: Eukaryota; Metazoa; Arthropoda; Insecta; Hymenoptera; Formicidae. Gene Ontology annotation, cellular component: plasma membrane. Gene Ontology annotation, biological process: detection of chemical stimulus involved in sensory perception of smell; sensory perception of smell. The record is from RefSeq and is a predicted model, not a curated record. Gene Ontology annotation, molecular function: odorant binding; olfactory receptor activity.
CGUUAGAAAAGUUAUGAAAUAUUUAGUUAAAAGAAGGCUAUAAGAUUCUUAUACCCUUCUAAGGGAUGGUUUAUUACUUUUUUCAUGAUCAAAUGUAUUUCCGUGCUCGUCGAAAUGGUUCCUCUCGAGUUAAAACGCUUUCGGUUCAAUCGAUUUCUUUUGCUCGCAAUUGGUUUAUGGCCUUAUCAGAAACCGAAGUUUGCUCAAUUUCAAUUUCUAGUACUUUUUAGCAUUCUAAUAACUUUUAUUAUAUUUCAGUUUACAACAUUUCUGACCUCAGACUGUACUAUUGAUUUCAUCAUCAAGAUUUUAUCUUAUGCAUUUUUCUUCAUUGUGUUGGCAAUUCAUUACAAUUCGUUCUGGAUUAAUGCUGAGACUGUGAAAUUAUCAUUGGAGCAACUUCAACAUACUUACACUGAAUUAAAAAACAAAAAUGAAAUUGCUAUCCUACAAAAUUAUAGCAAUAAAGGACAACUAUACACAGUUAUACUCAUGAUAAUUAGUGUGACCGGCACAGUUGUUUUCAUUAUUCUGCAAAUGUGGCCUCUUGUUGUCGGUGUAAUUCUAUCUAUGAAUAAUUCUCGACUAUAUCCAAGGAUUUACAUAAAAACAGAAUAUUUUGUUAAUCAAGAAAACUAUUGCUAUCUUAUUUUUUUGCAUUCAAACGUAGCCAUAUGCAUAGGAGUAACUGCACUCAUAGCAACAGGAACGAUGAUGCUAAUGUACAUUAAACAUAUUUGCGGAAUGCUUAGUAUUGCCAGUUUCCGUUUUGAAAAAGCAAUGAUGACAAGUAUACUUCAAAAUAUUACUCAAGAGAAGGAAAUUUUAAUUUAUAAAGGAAUAAUUUAUGCGAUAGACAUUCAUCGAAAAGCAACACAAUUUUCUCAAUAUUUCGUAAAGAGUUUUGAGGGAUCGUUCUUCCUUAUAAUAGCGACUGGCAUGGUUUCCUUCACUUGCUCUCUUGUUGAAAUUGUGUCUGUGAAUAAUAUAGAAGGAAUAAUGCCAUUUAGUAUAAUAGUAUUUUCUUUGUACACAUACAUGGUUAUUGGUAACUACACUGCUCAAGAAGUUACGGAUCACAAUAACCGCGUGUUUGCUACUGUAUAUAAUGUUCAAUGGUACAUAGCACCUUUACGUAUACAGAAAAUGCUCUUAUUUCUAUUGAAAAGAGGUAAUAAAACUUUUAAUCUGAAUCUUGGUGGAUUGUUUGUGGGAUCCUUAGAAAGUAUUGCUAUGCUAACAAGUGCUUCGAUAACUUAUUUUACCGUUUUGUAUUCAUUACGGUAAAAUUAACAUAAUAUUGGCUUAAUAAAGCCAUAUUUAAAUCGUUUAAUUGGAAUUAUUUGAAGCGUCUAUGCGUUAGAAAUACUUAGAUAUCACAACUAUAGUAAAUAAAAAAAUUUUGAUCGAUUAUGGAAACGUUAUUAACAAUAUUGUAUGUAAGAUAUGUAAUAUUUUUUAAAUUUGUAUUUUACUAGUAGAACAAAACAUGAUUUCAAAAAAUUAUGAUAAUAAAAAUUCAUAAUAAGAUUUAUAUAAUAAAUUUUUUUUAAAUAAUAAUCAAAAUAACUCUAUAAUAUAUUUUUAUAAAAAUUAUAGAAUUACUUUAAUUUUUAUUAAAAACUCGAGUAUAUAUACCUCCAAGUUAUAAUUUAAGUUAAAAAAAAAAAAUCAAAUAAAAUAGUAACACAAUUCAUAUUUUAAUCUCAAAACAAAUUUGGCAAUGUUAAAUAAAAAUUGUCUAGGAGCAAACAUUAAUUAUUCUGUAAAAACAACUUGACAAAGAAAUAAAAACGUUAGAAUUUAAGAAAUAAAA